CCAAAACAAAGAUUUCUCUUUUCCUCUCUUUACUCUUUUAGCUCUCUCUCUCUCAAAAAUCAAAUCUUUGUCUUCUUUCAAAGUACUCAGUUCCUUAAAAGAACCCACUCUUUAUUCACCUGAAACCCCAACAAAAAGCCAUUAAAAAAGAACAGCUUAGAGAACAAAUGUCUUCAGAAGUUGGCGACAGGCGUCCGGCUAGACUGCCGGCGCCGGCAAACGGAACACGACCAUCGGAACCGGAGAACUUGCCAUGUCCACGCUGUGAUUCUACGAACACAAAAUUCUGCUACUACAACAACUAUAAUCUUUCUCAACCUCGUCACUUUUGUAAGUCCUGUCGCCGUUAUUGGACACGUGGCGGCACCUUACGUAACAUCCCCGUGGGUGGUGGCACACGGAAGAACUCCUCCCACAAACGCCCCCGCAAUACCACCUCCGUUACAGCUCAAGAAUCAGUAAAUGCCACCCCUAUCACAAUGAUCGGGUCGGGUCAAUCAUCCGGGUCGGGUUCGGUUUCAUUCAUGGGUUGUGAAGUGAACCUCAACGAGUCAGUGCAAGAAGCUGGAGGGGCAACUAAUGGGACGUUUACUUCGUUGUUGACAGGUCCAGUGGGUGGUGGGUUUGUGCCAUUAGGUGGAUUUGGGCUUGGGCUAGGUGGGUUUGGGCUUGGGAAUCUUGAUUGGCCCAUGGAGCAGGUCGGCGGAGGGAAUGGCGGCGGCGGAGACGGUGGUGAGAAUAUGAAGUGGCAGCUAAGUAGUGGUGAGAUUGAAGGUGGCGGCGGAGGAAUAGGUGAGGAUGAUUGUUUUGGUAAUUGGCCUGAUCUUGCUAUUUCUGCACCGGGGACCAGUCUUAAAUGAAGUACUUACAAAGUACUGAGUAGAAAUAUUAUACUUUAAGAGUUUCAUGGAAGAAAUCGAAAAAAAGAGGUGUUUGUUCUCUUUUGCUUUUAUCUUUUAUUUUUCUUUUUUCAACUUAAAUGGUCUGUCUUUUUGCAAGUUUUUGGGUGCAUGGAUUGUUUUGGCUGUAGUAGUAUGUGAAUGAUUCACAAAGGAAUGGAAAAGCAAAGCUAUUUUGCUUGGAGAAUUAGUGUUUUUGGUUUUUUUUUUGUAAAUUUAUCUUGGGGGUCUUCCUUUUUUAACAGAAAUAGGUCCAACUUCAUGAAAUGAAAAAUAUUAUUUUCGUUGUUA
Molecule: messenger RNA, 1190 nt
Organism: Nicotiana tabacum (common tobacco)
Lineage: Eukaryota; Viridiplantae; Streptophyta; Magnoliopsida; Solanales; Solanaceae
Product: dof zinc finger protein DOF3.4-like
Biological process (GO): regulation of DNA-templated transcription
Molecular function (GO): DNA-binding transcription factor activity; DNA binding
Source: RefSeq, a predicted model, not a curated record